AUGACCAUCCAACCGACCCCAAAUUCAUUUACCGCCAGAACCUCACCCUCCCCACCCCUCCAACCCAUUCCCACCAACAACCCCCCGGUCUUCAACGACGCAAUGGCCAUCCGCCUCAAAGUCUUCGUCGAGGAACAGCACGUCCCCGCCUCGGCCGAGAUCGACGACGACGACCCCCGCAGCUGGCAAUGGGUGAUAUAUGACAGCAGCAACGGCGUCAAGACCCCCGUAGCGGUGAUCCGGCUCGUCCCACCGCCGCAUGCACCGCAUGAACUGAUCACGAAUCCGGGAGCUGAUGCGUCACUACCAAAGUACGAUAUUGCGCAUGAGCCGUAUAUCAAGUUGACGAGGGUGGCGGUUUUGAGGGAAUACCGGGGUCUUGGGCUGGGGCGCAGACUGGUUGAUGAGGCGUUGGGGUGGGCGAGGGCCAUGGGGAGGAGAUUGAGGAGGCAUGAGUUGAGGUGGAAAGGGUCGGUGCUGGUCCAUGCGCAGGUGCAGGGGGAGAAGAUGUAUGAGCGGCUUGGGUUUGUGACGGAUGAAGAGAUGGGGAGGUGGGAUGAGGAGGGGAUUGAGCAUGUAGGGAUGUGGAAGAGGAUUGACCUAGAGCCUCGUUCAUAG
Messenger RNA from Aspergillus novofumigatus IBT 16806, 618 nucleotides. Its product is annotated as GNAT family N-acetyltransferase. The transcript is spliced from 3 exons. Gene Ontology annotation, cellular component: endoplasmic reticulum; endoplasmic reticulum-Golgi intermediate compartment; Golgi apparatus. The record is from RefSeq and is a predicted model, not a curated record. The coding region runs from base 1 to 618 and encodes 205 amino acids. Lineage: Eukaryota; Fungi; Ascomycota; Eurotiomycetes; Eurotiales; Aspergillaceae. Gene Ontology annotation, molecular function: glucosamine 6-phosphate N-acetyltransferase activity; monosaccharide binding. Gene Ontology annotation, biological process: UDP-N-acetylglucosamine biosynthetic process.